Tachyglossus aculeatus (Australian echidna) is the source of this 551-nucleotide messenger RNA. RefSeq names its product small nuclear ribonucleoprotein D2 polypeptide (gene SNRPD2). Lineage: Eukaryota; Metazoa; Chordata; Mammalia; Monotremata; Tachyglossidae. Gene Ontology annotation, molecular function: RNA binding. Gene Ontology annotation, biological process: spliceosomal snRNP assembly; RNA splicing. Gene Ontology annotation, cellular component: U2 snRNP; catalytic step 2 spliceosome; U4/U6 x U5 tri-snRNP complex. The coding region runs from base 78 to 434 and encodes 118 amino acids. The record is from RefSeq and is a predicted model, not a curated record. The transcript has 3 exons.
AGAAGGGCGGCGCAGGAAGGUGACGCCGGGGCCGCAGCAGUAGCGAGAGAAGGCGGGAAGGCUGCGCAUCCGGCGCCAUGAGUCUCCUAAACAAGCCCAAGAGCGAGAUGACCCCAGAGGAGCUGCAGAAGCGCGAGGAGGAGGAGUUCAACACGGGGCCCCUGUCGGUGCUGACCCAGUCGGUAAAGAACAACACGCAAGUUCUCAUCAACUGCAGAAACAACAAGAAACUGUUGGGCCGCGUCAAGGCAUUCGAUAGGCAUUGCAACAUGGUUCUGGAGAACGUGAAGGAGAUGUGGACCGAAGUGCCCAAGAGCGGCAAGGGCAAGAAGAAAUCAAAGCCGGUGAACAAGGACCGCUACAUCUCCAAGAUGUUCCUGCGUGGAGAUUCGGUCAUCGUGGUGCUCAGGAACCCCCUGAUCGCCGGCAAGUAGCCGGGGCCUGUCACCUGCCAAGCCAGGUAGACCCUCGUGGAAGGCAGUAAAAACCCAAAAAGCCACUGAUUGUGUUAUCUAUAGUUAACAGUUGUUUUGUAAAUAAAACAGUCCGCU